AUGAUUUCAAAGCUUAAAGACCUGCUUGUUAAAAAUAAACACAUGGGUAAUAAUUUAACUGCAGCACAGACAAAAGGAUAUAACACAAUUUUAAAUUUGACAGAUGAAGAGUUAAUCGGAACGCUAUGUUUGGAACCAGCUGGAUUUAAGCGUGAAACAAGCAGAUCAUAUGAAUGUCAUGAAUCUGACCGUUUCAAAGCCGGUCUAUGUGAUCCAAGAACUUCUUUCGAGUACAAACUGAACGAGAUUUUUCAGAUUGUGGAACCUCAAAAUGUUGAAUAUAAGAGAUUCGCCGUUAAAUUAAAAAUGAAAAACCAUCCUACAAAAGCAUUGAGCAAAGAAGAUAUCAAUAAUAUGAAAGCUUAUCUUGAUACACGCGAAUUAGGGGAAUAUAUUAACAUAUUUAUGAAACCAGAUUUAGAUAUCUCAAAAUUUUUAAAUUAUGUGAAUAAAGUUGGUUCUUUAAAAUCUGAUAGAGAACUUGAUAAUGAUAUUUGCCAAAUCAACAGUGAGAGAAUCCCAAGGGUUUUAAUUUUUGCUAGUAAACCUGAAUUCUUCAAUUGUUUCCUUAAAUUAUUAAAUUUUUAUUCAAACUCAUUGGAAGAAAGUUCAAGUUAUUGUUCACGACAUGUUUUAAUUGGUAAAGUUAUUCAAAGACAAGACUCAGAUUAUAUGAGCAUUAAAGGAACAAUACCUCAUCGUAAUUGCGUUUAUUUCUUCAGACCGCUCAAGUACAGAUGUGAUAUCAAAUGUAUCAAUGAUGAGCUUUUAAAAAGCUUUUCAAACGUUUUCAAAGGGGUUGACCUUAGAAAUCCCAAAUAUGGUGACCAUAGGUUCUAUUCGAUAUAUGAUAUGGAAUGUGCCAAUGAUAAGGUAAACAUUAAGAACAGUGAUAACUCGAAUGAAAAGGAUAUUUUACCAGAAUAUUCAAGCAUUGAAUGA
Messenger RNA from Hansenula ciferrii, 942 nucleotides. RefSeq lists its product as uncharacterized. The coding region runs from base 1 to 942 and encodes 313 amino acids. The record is from RefSeq and is a predicted model, not a curated record. The transcript has a single exon. NCBI's taxonomy places the organism in Eukaryota, Fungi, Ascomycota, Saccharomycetes, Phaffomycetales, Wickerhamomycetaceae.